AUGCAUCUGGUACCUCUCUGUUAUUUGCUGUGGAUUUUUCAGGGUGUUUUGGGGCAGUUUCCCAGAGCCUGUGUCUCAUCCAAGAACCUGUUAGAGAAGGAAUGUUGUCCAGUAUGGAGUGGAGAUGGCUCUCCCUGUGGCCAGCUAUCAGGACGAGGAUCCUGCCAGGAGAUAAGCCUUUCCAGAGCACCAGAAGGGCCCCAGUUCCCUUUCUCCAAGGUGGAUGACCGGGAGGAUUGGCCUUCUGUCUUUUACAAUCAAACCUGCCAGUGUUCUGGCAACUUUAUGGGGUUCAACUGUGGUGACUGCAAAUUUGGGUUCACUGGACCAAACUGCCUGGAGAGGAGACUGCUGCUAAGAAGAAGCAUCUUUGACUUGAGCAUACCUGAGAAAGACAAGUUCCUUGCCUACCUCAACUUGGCUAAGCACACUAUCAGUUCAGAUUAUGUCAUCCCUAUCAGCACCUAUGCCCAGAUGAACAAUGGUUCAACCCCUAUAUUUAGGGACAUAAACAUUUAUGACCUCUUUGUCUGGAUGCAUUACUAUGUGUCCAGAGACGCACUGCUUGGGGGCUCCACUGUCUGGAGAGACAUUGAUUUUGCCCAUGAAGCACCAGGUUUCCUACCUUGGCACAGAUUCUUUCUCCUGCUAUGGGAAAAAGAGAUCCAGAAGUUAACAGGAGAUGUGAACUUCACUAUCCCCUACUGGGACUGGCGAGAUGCUGAGGAAUGCACUAUUUGUACAGAUGAGUACCUGGGAGGUCGUCACCCUGUAAACCCAAAUAUCCUCAGCCCUGCCUCAUUCUUCUCCUCUUGGCAGGUUAUCUGCAGUCGAUCAGAAGAAUACAACACCCAGCAGGCCUUGUGUAAUGCAACAGAAGAAGGACCCCUGCUCCGUAGCCCUGGAAACCAUGACCGAGUGAGAACACCAAGACUUCCCACAUCAGCUGAUGUGGAAUCUUGCCUAAGCCUAACUCAAUAUGAAGCUGGUUCCAUGGACAGAGUUGCUAAUUUCAGCUUUAGGAACACACUAGAAGGUUUUGCCAAUCCACUUACUGGCAUAGCAGAUGCAUCUCAGAGCACCAUGCAUAAUGCUUUACAUAUCUACAUGAAUGGCACAAUGUCCCAGGUACAAGGAUCUGCUAAUGAUCCCAUCUUUAUUCUUCACCAUGCCUUUGUGGACAGUAUUUUUGAACAGUGGCUUCGAAGACAUCGUCCACUACAAGAAGUUUACCCAGCAGCCAAUGCACCCAUUGGACACAAUCGUGAGUCCUAUAUGGUCCCUUUCAUCCCUGUCUACACAAAUGGAGAAUUUUUUAUUUCAUCCAGAGACCUGGGAUAUGAUUAUGCCUACCUAGCUGAGCCAGCACCUGACUUCUUUCAAGAAUUUAUUAAGCCUUACUUGAAGCAAGCAAGUCAGAUCUGGCAGUGGCUUGUUGCAGCUGCUGCCAUUGGUGGAGUGAUCACUGCAAUCAUCAUAGGGCUCGCCAGUCUGUUCUGCAGGAGGAAGAAAAAGAGGUUCUCAGAAGAAGAACAACCCUUGCUCUUAGAGAGAGAGGACUACCUUAGUGGGAAUUAUCAGAGUCACUUAUAA
Molecule: messenger RNA, 1593 nt
Organism: Gracilinanus agilis (Agile Gracile Mouse Opossum)
Lineage: Eukaryota; Metazoa; Chordata; Mammalia; Didelphimorphia; Didelphidae
Gene: TYR
Product: tyrosinase
Exons: 5
Coding region: 1-1593 (530 amino acids)
Biological process (GO): pigmentation; melanin biosynthetic process
Molecular function (GO): tyrosinase activity
Source: RefSeq, a predicted model, not a curated record